CGCUGCCCUAGUAUAAGUACUUCCGACGAAGCUGAACAAAAUCACAAACAAAUUGUCAGUCGUGUGUAGUGGUCGUGUUGUUUUCUAUAUAAUAUUAUAAUUGGUUAAUAAUACGCUAUUCAAACUAUCAUUACUUUUUCUAAUAAUUUUAUUUACGAGAACAGAGAGGCAACAACAAUGAGAAACAUCGCGGUGGUGCUGUGCGCGGUGGUGGCGGCCGCGGCGGCCGUCGGUGCCGUCUCCUUCUUCGAUCUAGUCAAGGAGGAGUGGAAUGCUUAUAAGAUGGCGCACAAGAAGCACUUCGACAGUGAGGUGGAGGACAAGUUUCGCAUGAAGAUCUACGCGGAGAACAAGCACAAGAUCGCGAAGCACAACCAGCGCUACGAGCAGGGGCUGGUGUCGUACCGGCUCGAGCAGAACAAGUACGGCGACAUGCUGCACCACGAGUUCGUGCACACCAUGAACGGCUUCAACAGGACGGCCAAGCACAACAAGCAGCUGUACAGCAAGGGGCGCGAGUGGCGCGGCGCCACGUUCAUCUCGCCGGCGCACGUGACCGUGCCCGACCACGUGGACUGGCGCAAGAAGGGCGCCGUCACCGACGUCAAGGACCAGGGCAAGUGCGGCUCCUGCUGGUCCUUCAGCACGACUGGCGCGCUUGAGGGGCAGCACUUCCGUCAGACCGGCUACCUGGUGUCGCUGUCGGAGCAGAACCUGAUCGACUGCUCGGCAGCGUACGGCAAUAACGGCUGCAACGGCGGCCUCAUGGACAACGCCUUCAAGUACAUCAAGGACAACGGCGGCAUCGACACUGAGAAGUCCUACCCCUACGAGGCAGUUGACGACAAGUGCCGAUACAACCCUAGGAACUCUGGCGCAGAGGAUGUGGGCUUCGUGGACGUGCCGCAGGGCGAUGAACAGAAGCUGAUGGAGGCAGUGGCGACCGUGGGCCCGGUGUCCGUCGCCAUCGAUGCCUCGCAGGAGAGCUUCCAGUUCUACUCCACCGGCGUCUACUACGACGACAACUGCUCCUCCGAGAACCUUGAUCACGGGGUGCUAGUGGUGGGCUACGGCACGGACGAGACCGGCGGCGACUACUGGCUGGUGAAGAACUCGUGGGGCCGCACGUGGGGCGAGCUCGGCUACAUCAAGAUGGCGCGCAACCGCAACAACCACUGCGGCAUCGCCUCCUCCGCCUCCUACCCGCUCGUCUAGACCUCUAGACCCACCACUCGACAGCCAUCCUUCACGGGAACCCUGCGUACCAUGGGUAGCAACCCAUAGUGGUCCACGCUUCAAUUUCAAUUAUGUCAGGAACAUUACACAUUAGUUUUUUGUUUAUGUUGUGUAAAUAAUAUAAUUGUACAAGUACGUUUCCAAUUGUUGAGAGUUUAAACACACGAACAUUAGCUUUAAGUAUAUUUUUUAUAUGAGUAGUGAAAAGUAAUCUCAGUUGUUCACUAGAAUUUCAUGUUAUAUUCGUAAGAUAUUAAUUGACAGUCUCUCUCUUUGACUGUUUGUUGAAUAAAGUGUAAUAAUUCAGUGAUAGGGGGCACUGGUCGUAUAAAUAAAAUGCGUGAACUUCUAAGUGGAUAAAAAUAUUAAAACUAUGACGACAUUCCUACGGUCCAAAGACUAGAUUCCUACUGCCAUUUUGUAUUGCUUGCUAGGUAGUUGCAGCGGCUUGUCUUGUGCAAACGAGCGUCGCUCUUUACAUUUUUUUAUAUGAUAACCGUCGUCGGUGAUUGUGAGCUAAUAUUUUUGCCAUAAAUUGAGAACAAUCUCAUUCUCAUUGAUGUUACUGUUUUUUUUAUAUUGGACUUAUGUUUAUCUAUUUAGUUAAGGUCAUAGUAAAAUAGACAAGUUCAGUAUGUUAUGUUUUAUAUCCUUCAACGUGUGAUAUGUUUAGAUGAUUAAUUUAGUGUACUGUAAGCAUUUAAUAUAAUAUAAUAAAAAGUAUUUUUAUAUAAGA
Messenger RNA from Galleria mellonella (greater wax moth), 1972 nucleotides. RefSeq names its product cathepsin L (gene Bcp). Gene Ontology annotation, molecular function: cysteine-type endopeptidase activity. The transcript is spliced from 7 exons. Gene Ontology annotation, biological process: immune response. Bases 178 to 1215 code for a protein of 345 amino acids. Lineage: Eukaryota; Metazoa; Arthropoda; Insecta; Lepidoptera; Pyralidae. Gene Ontology annotation, cellular component: lysosome. The record is from RefSeq and is a predicted model, not a curated record.